Messenger RNA from Fraxinus pennsylvanica, 873 nucleotides. NCBI's taxonomy places the organism in Eukaryota, Viridiplantae, Streptophyta, Magnoliopsida, Lamiales, Oleaceae. The record is from the annotation of a GenBank genome assembly.
AUGGUUAAAGGAGGCAAUAUUGACUUCGUGAGAUGUGGUAGUGGAGGGAGGAUGAUGAGCAAGGAGACGUUGACAGUGUCUCCAUAUCGCACGAAGACACCGUGGGUGUCUCCAUGUGGGACGGAGACACGGUCGUGUCCAUCAGACCUGGGUUCUUGUGGGAAGGGUGAGAAUGCUUAUCUGGUUUUUGUUGUUUGCAUUUCUAAAUUUAAGAUGCUUGAGAAAAUAAUAGCCAUACAGGGCAGUAAGAAUAUCCUUUUGGAAAGUGGUACCGAAAAGCCCAUAGUUGCUUUCAUUGCUGGACUUACAACUCCACCUGGUCGACGGAUGGGUCAUGCAGGAGGUACCAUAUUGCGACCAAAUUUAAUAAAUUUCAUGCUUGUACUUCUAUCAUCUUGUUUCAUCUCAUUUCCCAUGAACCAUGGAGGAAUGAUCUUUAAUUUCUAUAAAGCACAAGGUCAUGCCAUGGGAUCUUCACUUGUGGAAGAGGACAAGCUUAGUCUUGUUAUAUCACUCAUAGAGAAGGCCAAACANGAGAAGGCCAAGUCCAAGGAAUUGUCUUUCUUUCUACCUUCUGAUGUUGUUGUUCCUGACAAAUUUGCUGCUAAUGCAGACAAGAAGGUUGUUCCAGCAUCUAGGGAUAGUCUGGCUACAGCUAAGAAAUGGGCAAAGCUUAGUAGCAAGGGAGUGACAACAAUCAUUGGAGGCAAUGACUCUGUUGUUUCUAUUGAAAAGGGAGAGAAUGAUGCAGAAUUGGAAUCGGUGGUCCUCAAUUAUUCUCUUUCAAGGCAUAUUGGAGUCACAUCUUCAGCUACUAUUUCUAUUCAGCACACUUUCUUUAGCUCUCAUAAUCAGCAAUCAUGGCGAUAUUGA